AUGGCGAUCGCUACGGAGACACAACAGCAGCAGCAGGAGAAGGAGGCUUCAGAUGCUUCUACAGUUGCACAAAAGAGGUGGAAUCUGAGUGAUUUUGACAUUGGAAAGCCUCUUGGUAGAGGCAAAUUUGGUCAUGUCUAUCUCGCCAGAGAGAAAAGGAGCAAUCACAUUGUUGCGCUAAAGGUUCUUUUCAAGAGCCAGCUUCAACAAUCUCAAGUUGAACAUCAGCUCAGAAGAGAAGUAGAGAUUCAGUCUCAUCUUCGCAAUCCCAAUAUACUGCGGCUUUAUGGUUACUUCUAUGAUCAGAAAAGAGUUUAUUUGAUACUUGAGUAUGCUGCUAGAGGCGAACUUUACAAAGAACUUCAGAAAUGCAAAUACUUCAGCGAAAGACGAGCUGCAACAUAUGUUGCAUCGUUGGCGAGGGCUCUCAUCUAUUGCCAUGGCAAGCAUGUGAUACACAGAGAUAUAAAACCGGAAAAUCUGUUAAUUGGUGCUCAGGGUGAGCUCAAGAUUGCAGACUUUGGUUGGUCGGUACACACAUUUAACCGCAGAAGGACAAUGUGUGGCACGCUUGAUUACCUUCCUCCUGAGAUGGUCGAAAGCGUAGAACAUGAUGCUAGUGUAGAUAUCUGGAGCCUUGGGAUUCUCUGUUACGAGUUUCUUUAUGGCGUACCUCCUUUUGAAGCCAUGGAGCACUCAGACACAUACAGAAGGAUUGUGCAAGUGGAUCUAAAGUUCCCUCCCAAACCUAUCGUCUCUCCAUCUGCAAAGGAUUUAAUUAGCCAGAUGCUUGUCAAGGAGUCUUCACAACGUUUGCCAUUGCACAAACUUUUGGAGCAUCCGUGGAUUGUGCAAAACGCUGAUCCUUCUGGAAUCUACAGAGGUUGA
Arabis nemorensis is the source of this 888-nucleotide messenger RNA. NCBI's taxonomy places the organism in Eukaryota, Viridiplantae, Streptophyta, Magnoliopsida, Brassicales, Brassicaceae. The record is from the annotation of a GenBank genome assembly.